This is a messenger RNA of Fraxinus pennsylvanica, 1911 nucleotides long. NCBI's taxonomy places the organism in Eukaryota, Viridiplantae, Streptophyta, Magnoliopsida, Lamiales, Oleaceae. The record is from the annotation of a GenBank genome assembly.
AUGCUUUCCCACAUUUCGGCUUCUCUCUCGCUUUCUUCUUCUUCUCCUCUCGCCGCCACUACUUCGCCCAUAGCCCUCCGUCGCCUCCGCCCUUCUCUCUCCAAAUAUCUAAGGCCGAAACUCCGUUCCCACCCCUUCAAAUUAUUACUGAAACGCCACUCCAUAUUUUCAAUGGAGACCAACCCUUCAACAACUGCCUCUGUCUCCGUCGAUUCCAUUUCAGAUGAUAAGAAAAAUGAAACAUUAGAAAAUAAUAGUGUCAUAAAUAGUAAUAGAGUGAAAUUGAAACUGGAAGAAUUGAGGUGGGACAACUCAUUUGUUCGGGAACUUCCUGGUGACCCAAGAACAGAUUUAAUUCCACGACAGGUAUUGCAUGCUUGCUAUACUAAAGUGUCUCCAUCUGUUGAGGUGGAGAACCCUCAGCUUGUUGCAUGGUCUGAUUCAGUUGCUGAGUUACUCGAUUUGAAUCCUAAAGAAUUCACUAGGCCUGAUUUUCCACUGAUAUUCUCUGGAGCAUCACCAUUGGUUGGAGUGAUGCCUUAUGCUCAAUGUUACGGAGGACAUCAGUUUGGGAUGUGGGCUGGUCAAUUGGGUGAUGGUCGUGCUAUCACUCUUGGAGAGGUUCUGAAUUCAAAGAUGGAGAGGUGGGAAUUGCAGCUUAAAGGUGCUGGAAAGACUCCUUACAGCAGGUUUGCUGAUGGUCUAGCAGUCUUGCGAAGUAGUAUCAGGGAAUUUCUCUGCAGUGAGGCAAUGCAUUAUCUGGGAAUCCCGACAACGCGUGCGCUUUGUCUUGUGACAACUGGAAAAUAUGUCACGCGAGACAUGUUUUACGAUGGCAAUCCAAAGGACGAGCCAGGUGCAAUUGUUUGUAGAGUUUCUCAAUCGUUUCUACGCUUUGGUUCGUAUCAAAUACAUGCAUCCAGAGAGGAUCUUGACCUUGUUCGUACUUUGGCGGACUACACCAUUCGGCAUCACUUCCCCCAUUUAGAGAAGCUGAGAAAAAGCGAUAGUGUUUCUUUCAGCAUUGGUGGAGGAGAUAAUUCAGUUGUGGAUUUAACUUCAAACAAGUAUGCAGCUUGGGCUGUAGAAGUUGCUGAAUGCACGGCUUCCUUGGUUUCAAGCUGGCAGGGAGUUGGUUUUACGCAUGGAGUCCUGAACACCGAUAACAUGAGCGUGUUGGGACUUACGAUUGAUUAUGGUCCUUUUGGAUUCCUGGAUGCAUUUGAUCCCCGUUACACCCCAAAUACUACUGAUCUUCCUGGGAGAAGGUACAGUUUUGCAAAUCAACCUGAUAUUGGCUUAUGGAAUAUUGCACAUUUUACCACAACUCUUUCGACGGCUCAGUUGAUAAAUGAUAAAGAAGCAAACUAUGCCAUGGAGAGAUAUGGGACCAAAUUUAUGGACAAAUAUCAGGCCAUAAUGACCAAAAAACUUGGUUUGCCUACAUACAACAAGCAGUUGAUCAGCGAACUUCUUAAAAACAUGGCUAUUGAUAAAGUUGACUACACAAAUUUCUUUCGGUCGCUUUCAAAUACCAAAGCUGAUCCUACCAUUCCAGAAGAUGAGCUGCUGAUUCCAUUGAAGGCUGUUCUGCUGGAUAUUGGUAAGGAGCGCAAAGAUGCAUGGACCAGCUGGGUGAAAUCCUACAUACAGGAGCUCUCUGCUAGUGAUACUUCAGACGAUGACAGGAAGGUCUCAAUGGACUCCGUAAAUCCCAAGUACAUACUUCGAAAUUAUCUCUGUCAAAGUGCCAUUGAUGCAGCAGAAUCUGGUAAUUUUGAAGAGGUUCGUCAGCUGCUGAAAGUUGUGAAUCGUCCAUACGAUGAUCAACCCGGAAUGGAACAAUAUGCACGCUUGCCACCCGCUUGGGCUUAUCGUCCGGGUGUUGGAAUGCUUUCUUGUUCUUCUUGA